AUGGUCGUGGGCCCUGGGCCCUCAUGCCUCAGAGCACUCCCUGUUCCAAGCGGGCCCAGUGUGGUGGAAGCUCGGGAGCUAGGGAGCUGGGGGAAGGCUGUGGGUGAGUGUCUCGGGGGUCCCGAUAUGAGCACAGCGGUCCCGGGCUGGCAGUGCCAGCUGGAAGCCGAUUUGCAGAGUGCACCCAAUCAUUUGGCAGAAGUCGUGGCAUUGGACGUGCCCAAAGUGCCCGAAGCCUGGGUCUCUGGCAAGUUCUCGGGACUGGAGUUUACACAAAACCCUCUGAUAAGAGCUCCUUGUGUUGUGUUCACAGGUGACUGCUGGCUGCUGGCAGCCAUUGCCUCCCUCACCUUGAAUGAAGAAAUCCUGGCUCGAGUCGUCCCUCUAAACCAGAGCUUCCAGGAAAACUAUGCAGGGAUCUUUCACUUCCAGUUCUGGCAAUACGGCGAGUGGGUGGAGGUGGUGGUGGACGACAGGCUGCCCACCAAGGACGGGGAGCUGCUCUUUGUGCAUUCAGCCGAGGGGAGCGAGUUCUGGAGUGCCCUGCUGGAGAAAGCGUACGCCAAGAUCAACGGAUGCUAUGAAGCGCUCUCAGGGGGUGCCACCACUGAGGGCUUCGAAGACUUCACCGGAGGCAUUGCUGAGUGGUAUGAGUUGAAGAAGCCCCCUCCCAACCUGUUCAAGAUCAUCCAGAAAGCUCUGCAAAAAGGCUCUCUCCUUGGCUGCUCCAUCGACAUCACCAGCGCCGCGGACUCAGAGGCCAUCACGUAUCAGAAGCUGGUGAAGGGGCACGCAUACUCGGUCACCGGAGCCGAGGAGGUUGAAAGUAGUGGAAGCCUACAGAAACUGAUCCGCAUCCGAAAUCCCUGGGGAGAAGUGGAGUGGACAGGGCGGUGGAAUGACAACUGCCCAAGCUGGAACACUAUAGACCCAGAGGAGAGGGAAAGGCUGACCAGACGGCAUGAAGAUGGAGAAUUCUGGAUGUCUUUCAGUGACUUCCUGAGGCACUAUUCCCGCCUGGAGAUCUGCAACCUGACCCCAGACACCCUCACCAGCGACACCUACAAGAAGUGGAAACUCACCAAAAUGGAUGGGAACUGGAGGCGGGGCUCCACCGCGGGAGGCUGCAGGAACUACCCGAACACUUUCUGGAUGAACCCUCAGUACCUGAUCAAGCUGGAGGAGGAGGAUGAGGAUGAGGAGGACGGGGAGAGCGGCUGCACUUUCCUGGUGGGGCUCAUUCAGAAGCACCGGCGGCGGCAGAGGAAAAUGGGCGAGGACAUGCACACCAUCGGCUUUGGCAUCUACGAGGUUCCAGAGGAGUUAAGUGGGCAGACCAACAUCCACCUCAGCAAAAACUUCUUCCUGACAAAUCGCGCCAGGGAGCGCUCAGACACCUUCAUCAACCUCCGGGAGGUGCUCAACCGCUUCAAGCUGCCACCAGGAGAGUACAUUCUCGUGCCUUCCACUUUUGAACCCAACAAGGAUGGGGAUUUCUGCAUCCGGGUCUUUUCUGAAAAGAAAGCUGAUUACCAAGCUGUCGAUGAUGAAAUCGAAGCCAAUCUUGAAGAGUUCGACAUCAGCGAGGAUGACAUUGAUGAUGGAUUCAGGAGACUGUUUGCCCAGUUGGCAGGGGAGGAUGCGGAGAUCUCUGCUUUUGAGCUGCAGACCAUCCUGAGAAGGGUUCUAGCAAAGCGCCAAGAUAUCAAGUCAGAUGGCUUCAGCAUCGAGACAUGCAAAAUUAUGGUUGACAUGCUAGAUUCAGAUGGGAGUGGCAAGCUAGGGCUGAAGGAGUUCUACAUUCUCUGGACGAAGAUUCAAAAAUACCAAAAAAUUUACCGGGAAAUCGACGUUGACAGGUCUGGUACCAUGAAUUCCUAUGAAAUGCGGAAAGCGUUAGAAGAAGCAGGUUUCAAGAUGCCCUGUCAACUCCACCAAGUCAUCGUUGCUCGGUUUGCAGAUGACCAGCUCAUCAUCGAUUUUGAUAAUUUUGUUCGGUGUUUGGUUCGGCUGGAAACGCUAUUCAAGAUAUUUAAGCAGCUGGAUCCUGAGAAUACUGGAACAAUAGAGCUCGACCUUAUCUCUUGGCUCUGUUUCUCAGUACUUUGAAGUUGUAACUAAUCUGCCUGAAGACUUCUCAUGAUGGAAUAUCAGCCAAGGACUAAGCUUCCAUAGAAAAACACUUUGUAUCUGGACCUCGAAAUUAUAGGAACAUUUACUUAAACGGAUGAUCAUAGCUGAAAAUAAUGAUACUGUCAAUUUGAGAUAGCAGAAGUUUCACACAUCAAAGUAAAAGAUUUGCAUAUCAUUAUACUAAAUGCAAAUGAGUUGCUUAACCCUUGACAAGCUCAAAGAAAGCUUUAAAUCUGUAAAUAGUACACACUUUUUACUUUUACACACUUUCCUGUUCAUAGCAAUAUUAAAUCAGGAAAAAAAUGCAGGGUGGUAUUUAACAGCUGAGCAAAAACAUUGAGUCACUCUCAGAGGACACGAGGCCUUGCAGGGAAUAUUUAAAGCAACUUCAAGUUUAACAUGCAGCUGUUGAUUCUACCAAAUAAGUCCAAGAUUACCAUUUCCCAUGAGCAAACUGAGAAACAUAGUAUAUCAUGAAGUAAUCUUGUCAAGGCAUCUAGAGUCCAGGUGAGAAGACUCACCUCUGUUGCUUGAGUUAAACAAAGGACAGGUUUUAUAUAAUAUUGAUUGGUAAUAGUAAAUCAUUCUCCUUAAACCCAAGUUCUUGAUCCUAUUCGGCCUUAUACAUCAGGUCUUACAAAGACCAAAGGGAUUCCACGCUUGAUCAACUGAACCAGUAUGCCAAACCAGCCAUCCAAUUUGCAAACCAAUUAUGAUAAAGGACAAAAUAAGCUGUUUGCCACCUCAAAACUUCAUGAACUUCACCACCACUAGUGUCUUCCCAUGGAGUUAGAGGGGACAUCGCUUAGAAGUUCUUAUAGAAAGGACACAAGUUUGUUUCCUGGCUUUACCUUGGGAAAAUGCUAGCAACAUUAUAGAAAUAUUGCCUUUUUGCCUUAUCUUCUUCCAAAUGUACUGUUCAAUAAAAAUAAAGGGUUUACCCUAUGCAAUCACA
Rhinopithecus roxellana (golden snub-nosed monkey) is the source of this 3088-nucleotide messenger RNA. It is a transcript of the gene CAPN2, whose product is annotated as calpain 2. The transcript is spliced from 21 exons. The coding region runs from base 1 to 2109 and encodes 702 amino acids. Gene Ontology annotation, cellular component: cytoplasm. Gene Ontology annotation, biological process: proteolysis. Gene Ontology annotation, molecular function: calcium ion binding; calcium-dependent cysteine-type endopeptidase activity. NCBI's taxonomy places the organism in Eukaryota, Metazoa, Chordata, Mammalia, Primates, Cercopithecidae. The record is from RefSeq and is a predicted model, not a curated record.